UAUCAGUGUUAACAGGGUAGGAGGAAACUAUCUGCAGAUUCAGGACACUAAUAGCUCUGUUCCAGAUUAUCCACUAGGGGACUGACCUUCACUUUGCACAACUUCAACAAACUUUUCCCGUUCAGCUGGUCGUCACAUCCGUUUUUAAAGUGAAGUUUGGGGAAGUCCAUUCUGGGACGGUGGAUGAGUGUCGGUCUUAAACGUUUCAUCCCGGCCGGUGUGCGAUUUACUUUUCAUUAGCUUGUGGUUCGAGGAGAAAAGAAAUCACAGUGGGUGAAAUUUCUUUUAAGAGACCUGAAGUCUCCAAACAAACUCUAAAGCCGCGAUGUCAAGCUGAAAUAGACAAACUACAUGAGGAGGGGGUUUUUGUGUUGGUCAAGUGAAAGAGGCUGUAAAUUUACUUUUUGUUUUUUUUUGGGAGGGAGGGGAGCAGGCAAGCGAAAUGAAGUUACUUGCAACUUUCCUGUUACUGUCUGCAUUCGGGUUGUGCCAAGGCGAAAACCUUUUAUUGCCUCUGAAGAUUUCCACUUACAACGGCUCAGGAGAGGUGCUCAUAGACAAACGGAGCUCACUGUUGGGCGGUAUCUCGUUCGCCUCUCAGUCUGCAGGGGCUGUGAGCUUCUUCAAUAUGCUCAACAAUCUGAAAGGAGAUGUAGGGAGAGGCUACUAUCUGGAAGUGUUGAUCGGGACGCCUGUACAAAAGAUGAAUAUACUGGUCGAUACUGGGAGUAGUAACUUUGCAGUGGCUGGUGCAGCAAACAGCAAUAUAAAGACCUAUUUUAAACCAAAAUUUCUGUGGGUCACAAAACUGCGGAUCCAGUUGCAGAGGAUGGAGCUGAGACCUGAGUUUUUAGAUGAUUAUAGAGGGGAUAAUGUCGAUACAGUUGCAGAAUUUGCCGAUGGGUUUUGGUCAGGCAACCAGUUGGCUUGUUGGACCUCAGGGACUAUACCUUGGUCUUACUUUCCAGAAAUCUCCAUCUACCUCCGAGGAGAGAAUUCAACCCAGUCUUUCCGAAUCACCAUUAUGCCACAGUUGUACAUCCAACCAAUGGCUGAUAUUGGAGUCCAGAUGGAAUGCUAUAGAUUUGGAAUCUCCUCCUCGACUAAUGGAUUGGUUUUGGGUGCCACUGUGAUGGAAGGCUUCUACGUCAUAUUUGACCGGGCACAGAAACGAGUUGGAUUUUCUAUCAGCUCAUGUGCAGCCAUUGAUGGUUCUGCAGUCUCUGAAAUCGCUGGUCCAUUCUCAGCAGCAGAUGUUUCGAGCAACUGUAUCGGCAAAAGGCCAAGGAGCGAGCCUGCACUCUGGAUCAUCUCCUAUGCUUUGAUUACACUGUGUGGCAUUACCCUCCUGGUUUCAGUCAUCUUGCUGAUUAUUCCUUACAGCCAUCGCAAUGGCAAUGGUCUCACUGAUGAUUCGUCAUUAAUUAGGCAUCGCUGGAAAUAAAGCCAUGCACAGCAUGCUUGGAAUGAUUAUCGGGCUGUUUGCACUAUUUGAUGGCACCUGUGUAGCCUGGUGCCCAUGGAACAAGUUUGAUUAUUUAAAAAGUAAAUGAUGGUGACUAAUGUUGUGGCAGGUUGGGAAGUGAACCUUCAACCCAUGUCACACAGAAUGUGCAUUCUACUUAAUUGCCCUCCAAUCCUGAUAUGCAGCUAGUGUACUGUACACUGACUAACAUCUAUUAGUUAUCCAAUCACUCUGUAAACUUCAAACGUACCAGUUGGAAAUUAUUUGAAACUAGGCAAUUUUGUGUUGAUUGAGUGCUUGGAUGAUUGUAAGGUUUCCUAUCCAUUUAAAUUAUGAAUGGGCCUUGACAUUGAAUAUAUUUUCAAAUGUGAUGUGGUCAGAGUUUUAUAAUACCACUAGGGGAGCAAGAGCUAAACAAAAGAAUUCUCCAAAUUCCUCUGCACCAGCAUCCCUCAACCAAAGAGUAUGAAGACAGUAGGAAAGUUGGAAGAUGUCAAUAAGUGUACAGCCAUCUCUCGCGGUUACAUUUUGGGGUCGCAGGACAAUUCAAUAGAAUAUUUUCUUUUUGCUUUCUUUAAAUUGGAGAUAAUUGUAACUCUUAAUGUCGAUGGAUGUGUUAAGCCAUUAUUGUGAAUUUAAAAAGUUGCACUCUUUAUAUAAACUGCAAGACACUCUA
Messenger RNA from Rhincodon typus (whale shark), 2141 nucleotides. Its product is annotated as beta-secretase 2. The transcript has 6 exons. The coding region runs from base 443 to 1444 and encodes 333 amino acids. Gene Ontology annotation, biological process: amyloid-beta metabolic process; membrane protein ectodomain proteolysis. Lineage: Eukaryota; Metazoa; Chordata; Chondrichthyes; Orectolobiformes; Rhincodontidae. Gene Ontology annotation, cellular component: membrane; endosome; trans-Golgi network. Gene Ontology annotation, molecular function: aspartic-type endopeptidase activity. The record is from RefSeq and is a predicted model, not a curated record.